UCUGGCAGUCCGGAGUGAACUUUCCACAGAACUGAGCUGAAAGCUGGAGCCAAAAUGAAGCUGCUGCCCUUUCUCUUCUGCCUGGUACUGCUGACCUUCUGCACAGAAGCCAAUCCGGUCAUCAAAGAGAACCUCGCCAAGCAGCUCCUCCGCAGCAAGAGGCAGAAACCAGGCUACCCUGAUGAGCCCAUGAGGGAGCACAUGCUGUAUUUGCAGCGUUUGGAACAGAGGGCUCGUGAGACCAAUCUGGAAAACUGGUUGAACCCUCACUGCUACCCGCGCUGUGACCGUAAUUAUGGUUACCCCGUCUGAACACCCGGCACAGCACACUGAUCCACCACCUGACGACAACGAGAUGGCACGCGGAAGAAGUGACUGGGAAAGGAGGAAAAAUAUUAUCAAGAAAAAUAAACAGCAGUUUACUGCAGAUUAAUCAAAAUUGUAAUAACGUACUUCCCGUAUAUUACAGAGUAUAACCGUGUAAGCGUAUACAAAGUUGUAUAACAGUGUCAUAGCAUAAAUGUUUCAUAGGCCAGUAAAAAACUGUAAUGUAGUUCUGCUAAUAAAUGGCUGUAUUAAA
Messenger RNA from Astyanax mexicanus (Mexican tetra), 580 nucleotides. It is a transcript of the gene c5h17orf67, whose product is annotated as chromosome 5 C17orf67 homolog. The transcript is spliced from 4 exons. The coding region runs from base 55 to 312 and encodes 85 amino acids. The record is from RefSeq and is a predicted model, not a curated record. NCBI's taxonomy places the organism in Eukaryota, Metazoa, Chordata, Actinopteri, Characiformes, Acestrorhamphidae.